CCGAACUGCUGUGACCCAAAAGUUGCUAUGAUUAAAGAACGCUUUAUUUACAGUGAUAUAUAUUUUUUUAAUUAUUCAUUUAUUUAGGAUUUACAUUUUAAUUGUCAUUUUAUGUAAAUUCGCUUUUUUUGCUCGUUAGCCUUAAUCAAGAUUAAUCCGUUUUUGUACUUUUAACCUUAUUGCAAUUUGCAGUUUUUAAUCUUGUUUUCUGCAGAAGUUGGACCAUGUUUGGAUCUCCAGUAGAUUUUUCAUUUAGGGAGCUCAACACGGUUUCAGACCUGCUCACUGAUAAACCUAAUCCAGGAGCUCGUCCGCUAAAGCGCGACUCGGAGCAGAAGAUCAUCGGCACAGCUCUCAGACUAAACAACAACUUUCUCUCAGACUUGACGGGGCUGAUGGGCACGCUCUCUUCUCUUUACGCCGAGCCGACGCGUCUGGCCUGGCUCGACCUCUCCUUCAACGAGUUUCAACACAUCCACCCAGUCCUCGCUCAACUCAAAGAGCUGCGCUUGUUGUAUCUGCACGGGAACCGUAUUUGUAAGCUGUCAGAAGUGGAUAAGCUUGCCGCGUUGCCGUUUCUCCACACCGUCACUCUCCACGGCAACCCCGUAGUGACCGAGCGCGACUACAGGGCGCAUCUGAUCGGCACCCUUCCUCACGUGAAGACGAUCGAUUUCAGCGCCGUCACCAAACAGGAGCGGGAGCUGACUUCAGUUUGGCAGAGGAGCAGAAACCUGCGCAAAUCCAUCGGUCACAGCAAAGUGGACUGACUUUGCAUCUAAUAAACGUGGGGUUACAGCUACAGCGAGGUGACUUUAAAAGAUAAACUAGACUCCAGAGUUUCUUCAUUAGUCGUUUGUGAAGUCACAGGAGCAAGUGGCGACACAUCUUAAGCAACAGAAAACCGUCUUUUUGACUAGAAGGCCUUUAAAGCCAUGUCACUAAGUUUGAGAAUUGCAAUUCAAGUCUGCUACACAUAAAAAAAACCCCCAACAAAACCGCUUUAUAAUUUUGAAAGUCUUUAAUGCAUAAUUUCAUUCAACAAAAACAGUUUUAACAGAAUAUCGAGAAUUUUUUAUUUUUAUUUUUUUUGGUACUAGCCUAAGAAAUGAUUUCUCUGUAAAUCAGGUAGUAUUCCACAUUUAGGUAACAAACAAACAAAACUCGAACACUAUUAGUACACUGCAACAGAAAACAAAAUAUUUGCAGCGCAUUUCAUCCCUUUAAAAACCUCCAAGAAAGGCGGAGGUGCCUUGCCGUGAUCUAGAGAGCUAGCUGUGCCACGGCGGUCUGUGAGCUUGCAUAAAUACAUAAAAUCAAAAUAAAUAAUUACACAAACAUACUGUGUGGCAUCUCGGCCUCUGUCGGGGAAACAAGCCGGCUGAUUGAAUUCACUAGCUCUUUCCUUUUUUUCGGCACAACCGCAAAAAAAAAUAAACGUUGGACUAAGUUAAAGCAAUGUAAUAAUAUUUUUCGCUCUGUUAAAAGUGGAACAGGCAAGGUAAAAGCAACCCCGUUUGCUUAGCUAAAAGAUCGCAAAGCCUUACGACCGAGGCCUAGCGCGGCCGGGGGGCGCCACAGAGGCGUUCACGCGUCAAUCAUUCAUCUCUAAUCAUUUUACACUCUGUACAUUAAAGGCAUUGACACAAAAACGUCAUUUACAAACUACGAAGUCCAAUUCAAACCCGCCUCCCCAUCCGAGACGCCUCUUCAGAUGCGACUGCAUGACCGUCGGAUGCUUACAGGAAAAGUGCACAGUAAGAGAAACACUUUCUCUUCCUUUAAAGACGACAGCAGAGCCGCCUCAGAGGAUCCAAAAUCUAUUCAUUCAAUUCGUGAUGCGGCAUGGCGCACACCACCCGGCAUAAAAGUUACGCACAGGCCGCUGAUCUGUAGAAAUAAACGCUUGCGAUAUAGACCUCGGUGAGAGCAGCGCCGUGUUUAAAUUAGAUGGGAUGAAAACGAGGCUGUGAGGGACUCAAGUACAGUCUGAUGAAUGGAUUAAUCACAUCCAAAACAAAUCAUUUGGUUUACAUAAUGUGUUCUGUGUGUGUGUCUAUAUAUAUAUAUAUAUAGACACACACUCACACAUGCAGGAAUAUACUUCAGAAAAAUAUGUUGAG
This is a messenger RNA of Puntigrus tetrazona (Sumatra barb), 2123 nucleotides long. It is a transcript of the gene lrrc51, whose product is annotated as leucine rich repeat containing 51. The coding region runs from base 225 to 770 and encodes 181 amino acids. NCBI's taxonomy places the organism in Eukaryota, Metazoa, Chordata, Actinopteri, Cypriniformes, Cyprinidae. The transcript has 4 exons. Gene Ontology annotation, molecular function: protein binding. The record is from RefSeq and is a predicted model, not a curated record.